AUGCUCCAAGUUUUGCGUAGUAGCUUCCACGACAGUUAUUCUGUCCAUUGUCUCAGUUUCAUAACUUCAGAAAUAGCACCAGCCAAGAAUAGUCACUUGCAACUUUCGUCUGAAAAUAUAGACUCACACGUUGGCAUGCCGGAAUGCCCAACCCACAGUUGCAGAGUUCUUCGCUCCAGACACACUAGACCUACCAAUGACGUAUUUCAUGUCAGGCGAACAAUAGAUUGCCUUUUAAGACAAAUGCAAAGUUUAGCAAAUAGCCGAGAGUUACCCUUUGUUAGUCCACACAGACCGUUGUACACUGUAACGAUAGUCUAUUUUUACAAUAUUUUGAUUACCUUAUGUUUUCUUGCAUUUUGUGAUCUUGUUUCUCUUGUGACCUCUAUCCUGGGAUUUGUGUCUUGUGACAUUUUCUGUCUGCAUUCCUCUGUUGUGCUUGCCACCUGGUUUGAUGGCUUCGGUUGA
Molecule: messenger RNA, 468 nt
Organism: Clavispora lusitaniae ATCC 42720
Lineage: Eukaryota; Fungi; Ascomycota; Pichiomycetes; Serinales; Metschnikowiaceae
Source: RefSeq, a predicted model, not a curated record